AUGAAGAUAUUUGGCUUAGGAAAUAAGACGGCCAAGCUGCCCUCAGAGGACUCCAACAAUCUGAGGAUUUCCCAGGCCAGUAUACAUACUAAAAGAGGCGCACCGCCUGGAUACCAAAUAAGGGACAGAGAUCUCAGAAAGAUCCACCGCGCUGCUAAUGAGGGUAAAGUGGCGAAGGUUCAACAGAUUCUUUUGGUGGGCAAGAAUGGGUUGAAUGACACCGACAAAAGGAAGAGGACUGUGCUACAUUUGGCCUGUGCCAAUGAUCAUGUAGAAGUGGUAACUCUCCUGGUAGAGAGAAAAUGCCAGCUUAACCUCUGUGAUGAUGAAAACAAGACAGCUCUGAUUAAGGCUGUACAGAGCCAGGAAGAGGAAUGUGCAACUAUUCUGCUGAAACAUGGUGCUGACCCGAACCUGAAGGACUCCGAUGGCAACGCUGCCCUGCACUAUGCUGUCUGUGAGGAGAAUAUAUCAAUAGUCACAAAACUGCUUUCACACAAUGCUGAUACUGAAGCAAGAAAUAAG
This is a messenger RNA of Orycteropus afer afer, 525 nucleotides long. The record is from RefSeq and is a predicted model, not a curated record. NCBI's taxonomy places the organism in Eukaryota, Metazoa, Chordata, Mammalia, Tubulidentata, Orycteropodidae.